ACCUGUUGGGAAACUCACAGGCCACAUUGGUCCAGUAAUGUGCCUCACAGUGGAGAGAAUGGCAACAAGACAUGACUUGGUCAUCACUGGAUCCAAAGAUCACUAUGUGAAGAAGUUUGAAAUAGCUGAAAGUACUCUUGGAAAUGUCGGACCCACUCAUAAUUUUGAACCUCCCCAUUAUGAUGGAAUUGAAUCUUUGGCAAUUCAUGCGGAUAUUCUAUUUAGUGGAUCCAGAGACAACGGAAUUAAAAAAUGGGACCUGGAACGGCAAGAACAAAUACAGCAAAUACCUAAUGCUCACAAGGAUUGGGUAUGUGCUCUGGCAUUUGUACCUGGUCGUGAUUUGUUGCUAAGUGGUUGCCGAGGAGGAAUGCUUAAAGUUUGGAACAUAGACAACUUUACACCACUGGGAGAGAUCAGAGGCCAUGACAGUCCCAUUAAUGCCAUCUGCACAAACUCCAGCAGGAUUUUCACUGCUUCGAGUGACUGCACGGUAAAAACAUGGAGCUCAAAAGGUUUAACAAAUGGGCAUACGUUGGACAUUAAAGACAUUAAUCAGGAAUUGUCUGACAGCAUCUAACUGUAUUUAAUUCACCAAGUUAUAUUUAAAGAAGAAUAAUGGUGGAUUGGAAUGAAAUGAAAGUCAUGCUUUCAAGGUUUUCUGAGUAGAGGAAGAAAAGCAUAUUUUGCCAUUGUGACCUGAUGUACUGCAAGCAAUAAUUCACAAGUAUCUUAUUCCAAAUGUAAUUCUCAACAGCACUAACUGUGAUGUCCAUGUAACAAAACAAAAUUGAGCUGCACUCUAGCUUGGUAAGUCAGGCAAAAGCAUGUAUGUUUGAGUGGAAUUUUUUCGUUCUCACAUUAUUAUCUGCAGUUUACAUCUCAUUGUAAGCUAUUAUCAAUCCCCAUAUUUCCAUCCUUGAUCUUACUCUACAAUUCUCUUUUAUCUUCAUUUAUAUUGUUGGGCUAGAUGGUGGAAAAUUUCUGUCAAAGAGUAAUUAAUAUACUAUAUUGAGCUUUGGAUGUACAUGUCCUUUGGGCAAACAGUCUAUUCUUCGUCAAAUAUCCUGAAAAACCUUGUCUUUGACUUCACCAAUUUUGACAGUAAUAUUACAAUGAAGUGGUGAAAAUUUUCAGAGGAACACAAUAAUUUAAAGUUUGCAUGGUAUGUCAUCUUGUGCUGGUGUUAAUUAAAUAUUGCAGCUCAUCACUGUGAUCCCUUACAGGCAUUAGUAUUGAGUCUAAAGACUAGUCUACUCAUGAUAUAUAUGUAUACUGGAAAAGCAGGUCAUCAGAAUAGUCUUUUUAAUCCAAAUAAUGAAUAAUCAAACAGAACAUUAUGGUUCAAUGAAAUAAUUCAUAAAAUUGCACAAAUCAUGAAGUAACGCCUAUCUGUCACUUUCUCUGAAACCUGAAAUGUGCAAAAUUUGAGUUCUUAAUUUUGUCUUGGAACACAUCUGUAAUCAACCAUCUGUUACUGGCAUUACAUUAAUUGAGUGGGAUAGACAAGGAAAAAGUUGAAACUUUAUUGCUGGAACAGCACAGCAGG
Messenger RNA from Chiloscyllium plagiosum (whitespotted bambooshark), 1549 nucleotides. Lineage: Eukaryota; Metazoa; Chordata; Chondrichthyes; Orectolobiformes; Hemiscylliidae. The record is from RefSeq and is a predicted model, not a curated record.